AUCCCUCCCUCCCUCCAGCCCAUCCGCCGCCUUCGUGGGUUUGCUCCGGAUCGCAGCCCCGCUCCCUUUACGGGGGCUUCCUCCGCCCCGCCUUUUUGCCACGGCGCGUUUAAGUCAGACGUGCUCCGCCCGAAUCUUCCGGGCUGGGCAGAUUGAGAGAGGGAGAGCGAGCGUGAGAGGCAGCUUGGGAGGUGGAGCGCUCGGCCCGCUGGACCUCGCCCGGCUCUGCUCCGGUUCUCCAGCACCCCCCACUCACCCCGACGCUCGUUUGGCCUGCCUGGCGAGGAAGCGCCCCUCCUCGGGUCUCUCCAGGAUGGUGCUCAAAGUCUUCAUCGCCUCUUCCUCCGGCUCCACCAAGAUAAAAAAACAGCAGCAAGAUGUGGUCAGCUUCUUGGAAGUCAAUAAGAUUGAGUUUGAAGAGAAAGACAUUGCGGCCAAUGAAGAGAAUCGCAAAUGGAUGAGGGAGAACGUCCCAGAAGACUGUCGGCCAGCCACUGGGAAUCCAUUGCCUCCACGUAUCUUUAAUGACAGCCAGUACCUUGGGGAUUAUGACGCUUUCUUUGAAGCUAGAGAGAAUAAUGCUGUCUAUGCUUUUUUAGGCUUGACUCCCCCACCUGGUUCAAAGGAGGCAGAAGCACUAGCAAAACAAGGGGUGUGAAUCCUUCCCUCCUUUCUUCCUCCCAGCCUCAAGCCUUAAAAAUUCUGCAAAGAGAAAAUCCUACAGCUUUUCUCCCUUACAAUUGCAAAAACCAAUGCGCUUGAAGAAAAAAGAAGCAAAGGUUUUGUUGUUUUCCCCAAAAUUACUGGCUGCUCUCUACAAUAUUCUGCCAUAUAGAUUUAACAAGAAGCAACACCAAAUAGUAUUAUCAUUAUGAAUGAUGAUGAUGAUAAUAAUAAUAGUAAAUACAACUGUGCCACAAUGAGAGAAAGAGAGAGAAAUUAAAUGAAGUUUCUAGAAACCCUUGAUUGAAUUUUGACUCUUGCAGCUCAUCACCCUCUUUUUUUUUGUAAAAUUAACGAAAGCAUUGUAUUUUUUCUCUCUGUGACACAGAUCUGUAAUUAUACUUGCAGAUGUAGAGAAAAUCUAGCUGCAAAAAUGUUUAUUAAUAAACCCCAGUGCCUCUACUGCUUCAAAAACCGAAAUGUCAAAUAGGAUGUCCUAAAGUUUGUUGCAAUGUCACAUAGCUGAAGUUUGCAAUGACUUGUGGUAGUUAGGAUGUUUGUAGAGUUGGUCUUUUGUUAUUUUGUAAUGUAGAUUGAUGCCAUUGGAGUCUCUUUGAUGGAAUCAGGGCAGGAUUUGCCAGAGUUGAUCAGAACACAAUGACAAGAUUUUUGUGCAGUCUCAGUAAAAUGUGCAUUUCUAACCCUCUGGAUUUAUGAAAACAACAAAAUAGUUCUUAUUUCGCUAGAAUGUGAAGCAAAUGUAAUAUGGGGCCAAAAUACUUUUUGUUAUUUUUUUAUUAUUAUUAAGAAACAAGGUCAAGUAAUUACGAAUUAGAAUAACACUUAGUUUGAUAUAUUGAGCUUGUAAAAUGUUUUCUAUACAAGAUGAGAUUUGUUAAAAUCAAGGGUCCAAUAUGAAAUAAAACUGAAUAAAGGUCAUUUGCAGGAA
Molecule: messenger RNA, 1612 nt
Organism: Thamnophis elegans (Western terrestrial garter snake)
Lineage: Eukaryota; Metazoa; Chordata; Lepidosauria; Squamata; Natricidae
Gene: SH3BGRL
Product: SH3 domain binding glutamate rich protein like
Exons: 4
Coding region: 314-658 (114 amino acids)
Cellular component (GO): cytoplasm
Source: RefSeq, a predicted model, not a curated record